Messenger RNA from Sciurus carolinensis (gray squirrel), 3842 nucleotides. It is a transcript of the gene Pum2, whose product is annotated as pumilio RNA binding family member 2. The coding region runs from base 457 to 3486 and encodes 1009 amino acids. Gene Ontology annotation, molecular function: mRNA 3'-UTR binding. The record is from RefSeq and is a predicted model, not a curated record. The transcript has 23 exons. Gene Ontology annotation, cellular component: cytosol; cytoplasm. Gene Ontology annotation, biological process: regulation of mRNA stability; miRNA processing. NCBI's taxonomy places the organism in Eukaryota, Metazoa, Chordata, Mammalia, Rodentia, Sciuridae.
GACGGCCAAGAGCGACGCCGCCGGUGCCCAACGGUCGGUGUCCCCGGCUGAGGCAGCGCGGCCGCAGCAGCCCCGUUUGAUCUGUGGAUGAAAUGAAUCAUGAUUUUCAAGCUCUUGCACUAGAAUCUCGGGGAAUGGGAGAGAUGCAGAAAAAGAGUCCAGUCACUCCUUUGGGCCACAAGAGGGCACCCUGCAGCUAGCUAACCCUCCCUUUCUUCAGAACAGCGUUUUCCAAAGAGUUUGUCAUUUUCAGAGGACUGAUUUAAGGGCAGCAGGGAACCUUCUGGGAUUUCCUUCUUUGCCUGUCUCUCUCUCACCAGUCUUCUCCUUUCCUGACAGCUUUUGCCUACCAAAAAGUUUUGGGAACCUGAUGAUUCAACAAAAGAUGGACAAAAAGGCAUAUUUCUUGGGGAUGAUGAAUGGAGAGAGACUGCAUGGGGAACUUCUCAUCAUUCAAUGUCCCAGCCUAUUAUGGUACAGAGAAGAUCUGGACAGGGUUUUCAUGGAAACAGUGAAGUAAAUGCAAUACUGUCUCCGCGAUCAGAAAGUGGAGGCCUUGGCGUGAGCAUGGUAGAAUAUGUAUUAAGUUCUUCUCCUGCUGAUAAAUUGGAUUCUCGUUUUAGGAAAGGAACUUUUGGCACUAGAGAUGCUGAAACAGAUGGACCUGAGAAAGGAGAUCAAAAAGGCAAGGCUUCUCCAUUUGAGGAGGACCAAAACAGAGAUCUUAAACAAGGAGAUGAUGAUGAUUCUAAAAUAAAUGGCAGAAGUUUGCCAAAUGGAAUGGAUGCCGAUUGCAAAGAUUUUAAUCGUACUCCUGGAAGUCGUCAAGCCUCUCCAACUGAAGUAGUUGAGCGCCUUGGCCCCAAUACUAAUCCCCAAGAAGGAUUGGGUCCUCUUCCUAAUCCUACAGCUAAUAAGCCACUUGUUGAAGAAUUUUCAAAUCCUGAAACUCAGAAUCUGGAUGCCAUGGAACAAGUUGGUCUGGAUUCCUUACAGUUCGACUAUCCUGGUAACCAGGUACCCAUGGACUCUUCAGGAGCUACUGUAGGCCUCUUCGAGUACAAUUCCCAGCAGCAGCUCUUUCAGAGGACUAAUGCAUUAACAGUUCAGCAGUUAACUGCAGCUCAACAGCAGCAAUAUGCAUUAGCAGCAGCUCAGCAGCCACAUAUCGCUGGUGUAUUCUCAGCAGGCCUUGCUCCAGCUGCAUUUGUGCCAAAUCCAUAUAUUAUUAGUGCUGCUCCUCCAGGGACUGAUCCAUAUACUGCAGCAGGAUUGGCUGCAGCAGCAACAUUAGCAGGUCCAGCUGUGGUUCCACCUCAGUAUUAUGGUGUUCCAUGGGGGGUGUAUCCAGCCAACUUAUUUCAGCAACAAGCUGCAGCUGCAGCAAACAAUACAGCCAAUCAGCAAGCAGCCUCACAAGCUCAGCCUGGACAGCAACAGGUUCUUCGUGCUGGAGCAGGUCAGCGUCCUCUUACUCCCAAUCAGGGUCAACAAGGGCAGCAAGCAGAAUCACUUGCAGCAGCUGCAAAUCCAACUUUGGCAUUUGGUCAGGGUCUUGCUACAGGCAUGCCAGGAUAUCAAGUACUAGCUCCAACUGCCUAUUAUGAUCAGACCGGUGCCUUAGUGGUUGGCCCUGGAGCAAGAACUGGCCUUGGAGCUCCAGUUCGAUUAAUGGCUCCAACACCUGUUUUAAUUAGUUCAGCAGCAGCACAGGCUGCAGCAGCAGCAGCAGCUGGAGGAACUGCAAAUAGUCUUACAGGCAGUACAAAUGGUCUGUUUCGGCCAAUUGGCACUCAGCCACCUCAGCAGCAGCAGCAACAGCAGCCAAGCACUAAUCUGCAGUCUAAUUCGUUUUAUGGGAGCAGUUCUUUGAGUAAUAGCUCCCAGAGCAGUUCUUUAUUUUCUCAUGGACCUGGUCAACCUGGAAGUACAUCUCUUGGAUUUGGAAGUGGUAGUUCUUUGGGUGCUGCUAUAGGCUCAGCCCUCAGUGGAUUUGGUUCAUCAGUUGGCAGUUCUGCAAGUAGUAGUGCCACAAGGAGAGAGUCUCUAUCUACUAGCUCUGACUUGUACAAAAGAUCUAGUAGCAGCCUAGCACCCAUAGGGCAACCAUUUUACAAUAGUCUGGGAUUUUCCUCCUCUCCAAGUCCAAUAGGCAUGCCUCUGCCAAGCCAAACUCCAGGACAUUCACUUACGCCACCGCCAUCACUUUCAUCACAUGGAUCCUCAUCCAGUUUGCAUUUAGGAGGACUGACAAAUGGUAGUGGUCGAUAUAUCUCUGCAGCACCUGGAGCAGAAGCAAAAUAUCGAAGUGCUUCAAGCACUUCCAGUCUAUUUAGCUCCAGCAGCCAGCUCUUUCCUCCUUCUCGGCUUCGGUAUAAUAGGUCUGAUAUUAUGCCCUCUGGCCGCAGUAGAUUAUUGGAAGAUUUCAGAAACAACCGCUUCCCAAACCUUCAACUUAGAGACUUGAUUGGACAUAUAGUUGAGUUUUCUCAAGACCAGCAUGGUUCUAGGUUUAUACAGCAAAAGUUAGAGAGAGCUACUCCAGCCGAGCGACAGAUGGUAUUUAAUGAAAUUUUACAGGCGGCUUAUCAAUUAAUGACUGAUGUUUUUGGCAACUACGUUAUACAGAAGUUUUUUGAGUUUGGGAGUUUGGAUCAAAAAUUAGCCUUGGCUACUCGUAUUCGUGGUCAUGUUCUGCCUUUAGCCUUACAGAUGUAUGGCUGCCGUGUUAUUCAAAAAGCAUUAGAGUCUAUUUCUUCUGACCAGCAGGUAAUUAGUGAAAUGGUAAAGGAGCUAGAUGGUCAUGUACUCAAAUGUGUGAAAGAUCAGAAUGGAAACCACGUUGUACAAAAAUGUAUUGAAUGUGUUCAGCCACAGUCACUGCAGUUCAUCAUUGAUGCUUUCAAAGGACAAGUAUUUGUGCUCUCCACCCAUCCUUACGGCUGCAGAGUGAUUCAGCGUAUUCUAGAGCAUUGUACUGCAGAACAGACCUUACCCAUCUUGGAAGAACUUCACCAACAUACAGAGCAGUUAGUACAGGAUCAGUAUGGCAAUUAUGUUAUUCAGCAUGUACUGGAACAUGGUCGACCUGAAGACAAGAGCAAAAUUGUUUCUGAAAUCAGAGGAAAGGUGUUAGCUCUGAGUCAACACAAAUUUGCCAGCAAUGUGGUAGAAAAGUGUGUUACUCAUGCCUCCCGUGCUGAGAGAGCUUUACUGAUUGAUGAAGUUUGCUGCCAGAAUGAUGGUCCUCACAGUGCCUUAUACACCAUGAUGAAGGAUCAGUAUGCCAAUUAUGUGGUUCAGAAGAUGAUUGAUAUGGCUGAACCUGCUCAGAGAAAGAUAAUCAUGCACAAGAUUCGACCUCACAUUACUACUUUGCGCAAAUACACAUAUGGAAAGCAUAUACUGGCCAAGUUGGAAAAAUAUUAUUUGAAAAAUAGCCCAGAUCUAGGGCCUAUUGGAGGACCACCAAAUGGAAUGCUGUAAAGGAAAAAAGAAGGAAGAUGAUUUAACCAUGUGAGAAGAAUAUUUCUUUUGUGAAUUAUCAAAACACAACUCAACUAUGAAUCUUCAAUUUUUUUUAAUGCAAAAGUAUUUAUUGACUUUAUUCAUCCAUUUGUAAAUUUUUUAAGGUUCUUGUGUAUAUUUGGGGGGUGGGGGUGGUGAAUUAUAAAUUAUAUUCAGCCCUGAAUGGAGACCUAUCAGAUUGGAUUGCUGGCAAAGCACAGAAUGCCUGUAUAUGAUGUAACUGUAUCAAAAAAAAAAAAAAGUUGUCACAUAUUUUGUAAAUUUUUAUCUUGUAAAGUCACAAAAAUAGUUUUUAAAGGAAAAAGUACAGUAUU